AUGGGAUUCUUAAAGUGUGUAAUAGGUGUAUUUCUAGCUGUUUCAGUAGUGUUGUCUGUUCUUGGUGAUCCUUUAGUUCCUGCAUUGUGCAUUUUUGGAGAUUCUGUUGUUGAUGUGGGAAACAACAAUAAUUUGCAAACACUUAUAAAGGCCAACUUCCCUCCUUAUGGAAGAGACUUCGUUACUCAUAAACCUACAGGAAGGUUUUGUAAUGGAAAGCUUGCCACAGAUUUCACUGCUGAGUACCUUGGAUUCACUUCAUAUCCACCUGCUUAUCUUAGCCAAGAAGCCAAAGGAAGGAACAUCCUCACUGGUGUCAACUUUGCUUCAGCUGCUUCUGGUUAUUAUGACAUAACUGCACAGCUUUAUAGGGCUGUGACAUUACCACAGCAGCUUUCAUAUUACAAGGAGUGGCAAAGCAAAGUGGUGAGUUUGGUGGGGAAGGCCAAAGCUAAUGAUAUAUUCUCUGGAGGAAUCCACCUUAUAAGUGCAGGAAGCAGUGAUUUUAUCCAGAAUUAUUACAUCAAUCCAAUGCUUAACAGACCCUACUCACCAGAUCAGUUUUCAGACAUUCUCCUCAAAUCCUACUAUAACCUCGUACUGGAUCUAUAUGAUCUGGGGGUAAGGAGAAUUGGAGUUACAACUCUACCACCAACCGGAUGUUUGCCAGCCGCCAUUACUCUAUUUGGUUCAGGAAGCAACCAGUGUAUUCAAAGAUUGAACCAUGAUGCUGAUUCAUUCAACAACAAACUCAACAGCACAUCCAUAAAUUUGAAGAGCAUACUUCCAGGACUCAAACUUGUGGUCUUUGACAUUUACAAUCCUCUGCUGGAGCUCAUUAUGAAGCCCACUGAUUAUGGAUUCUUUGAAUCAAGGAAGGCUUGUUGUGGGACUGGUACAAUCGAGACAUCAUUUCUAUGCAAUGCAAAUUCUGUUGGAACAUGCAAAAAUGCUACAGAGUAUGUGUUCUGGGAUGGAUUCCACCCAUGUGAAUCUGCUAAUGAAAAGAUUGCCCAAAGUUUACUGGAACAGGGAUUUGAUCUCAUCUCUUAA
Messenger RNA from Fraxinus pennsylvanica, 1053 nucleotides. NCBI's taxonomy places the organism in Eukaryota, Viridiplantae, Streptophyta, Magnoliopsida, Lamiales, Oleaceae. The record is from the annotation of a GenBank genome assembly.